AUGACCUCCCAACAAUUACCUCCAGGCGCGGAUCCUUGCCAAAUCCCCGCAGCUAUGCCUCCUCCCGGCAUUGUUCCCAAUUUUACCAACCAUGCAACUCUUGAGCCGGCUGUCAUCGCAGUAUCAGCAGUCAUGUUGACAUUGUCAACUGUCUUUGUUGUUGGCAGAGUCUGGAUAAAUAUGCGCAGACUAAAAGUUGCAGACUACUUUGCAAUUAUCGGUUACGUCUUGCAUGUAGCCUAUGUAGGACUCGUACUAUCUAAUCUCAAAUUUGCUGGGCAUCAAUGGGAUACUCCUGCAUGUUGGUUCGACGCAACCUAUAUGAAUAUUCUCUUUGCCGAGGGCAUUAUCGUUGGUCCAGCAACAUUCUUCGCUAAGAGCGCCAUAUUGCUGCUCUAUCUCCAGAUCUUCGCAGCGCAUAAGGGUAUGCGCAUUGCUGUAUACGUGGGCAUCAUAUUCACUGGUCUGAUCUACUGGCCAACCAUACCUCUUGACAUUGCAUUCAAUGCUUUGAACUCGGGCCAUUCAUGGGCUGAUAACUUGGCUAAGCUCCUCCCCUGGGGAGUAAUCCAGGGAUCGCUGGCGGUCGUCAUCGACUUGUACAUAUUUAUUCUACCACAGCCAGUUCUGUGGAGGCUAAACAUGUCUCUCAGGAAGCGAAUUGCCGUAAUGGCCGUUUUUUUUACUGCUUUGGUGGGUGUCAUCACCAGCGUUGUUGGGCUUGUCUACCGAGCUGCUCUAUUGAGCACGAUAGACAUGGUCUACACACAAUACAGGUGUCUUAUCUGCGUUGUUGUUGAGAACAGCAUUGCCCUGAUCAUAGGCUGUGUCCCAGCUUGGAAAGCCAUCUGGAAGAAGCAUAUCACCACUUCCAGCUGUUAUAAAACGCUUAGCUCCAGACUACACAGCAACGGCACUGGCCAUAGUGAAGGACAGGCAGCCAAACGCAAUGUUUCGGAGAAGAGCCUGCAACGAUCUGUACCUCGUAGAGAAAACACAGCUUACGAAUUCGGCAACUACUAUCCUCCCCCGAUAGUCCAUAUUCAAGGAGGUAUCAAAAAUGGGCACGGAAAUCCUGAUCCCGUGGAUGUGAGUGCCGGGGGAAUCGUUCGUAAUUUUUACAUCUCGCAGGAAGUUCAUCUCGCCGAGCAGGUGUAG
This is a messenger RNA of Trichoderma asperellum CBS 433.97, 1158 nucleotides long. RefSeq lists its product as uncharacterized. Lineage: Eukaryota; Fungi; Ascomycota; Sordariomycetes; Hypocreales; Hypocreaceae. The record is from RefSeq and is a predicted model, not a curated record.